CAUGUGGUGUGACCUGGUAAUUGAUAUCGUUUUCUAAAGAUAACUUUUAGAAAGCGAUAUCAAGCUAAGAGCUACUAUAAAAAGAUUUAUAUAUUUUUUAAUUGGGAAACAAUAGUUUAAAUUCAGAAGGGUAUUUUCGGGAUUGCAAUAUUACCAUACAGAACGUAUAAAUAUAGUAAUUUUAUAGUUCCUGAAAAAGGAUCUUGUAUGAUUUUUUACUAAUUACAAAUGACUAAUUACCUCCAUUUUUUCGAAGUCGGUUAAAAAUAAAAUAAAAAGAAAGUUACAAAAUAUGGAAUUUAGAAAGAACGAAGUUGUUUGAUACGCAAUGGUAGAAAGAAAUCAACCCUGGCGAAGAUAUUUCAAGCAGAGAUGUUGUACAUUGGAAAUGCCAUGACUUUAUCCAUGACUCUGGUCAGGCGCCAAAUCUCGCUCUUGUCUACAGAACACAUUUUACUUUUCAUUUGAUAGAAAUUCGCUACGUUGACUAACAAAUAUUUUUCUUAUAACAAUUUUCGAGAGGAAUUCAUUAUUGAAUGAAAGUAAAAAUUUGCAUAAAUGGAGGGUGGAUGGGAUGGGGUAGGGCGGGUCUCCAAUCCACAGCAACCUCCUCGUGGAACUAUGCCUUUCAGAUUCUGAAGUGUAUCACAUUGCAACUACAAUUUUACGGAACGAAAAUUAAUAAUAAUGAAUGCAUGGUGUUUGCGAAAGGUGACGUAGUAUAGCAUGCCGUUAGUUGAUAGGGUUGAUAGCAUGCAAUAAUUGAGGUGGCGCUUAAAUCAGUUUCUUCUCGGCUUAAUUUUCGAUGAAACAUUGACUGUUUUACCGAUGCGGAAUUCGAAGUUCGGCCUCAACGCUCGCAUCACCUUAAGAACUUAUGUAUAAAGUUACAGAUUUCUUUUCAAAAGAAACGUCAUAUUUAACCUUUUAUUUUAAGAAAAAUAGUGUUAUUCACGAUGAAGUGGUAAUAUAAGUAAUAUCAAAAAUACCGACAUCUGUUUUUAGUACAUCUUAAUUCGAAUUAAGAUCUUUAAAGGUUAGGAUAGAAGAUGUGCUAAUAUACAUAUUUAUGUAUAUAUAUAUUUACAAUACAUGUGCGCGUAACUUCUAUUAACUCAUAUAAAGUGUUCAUUUCAAUUUAAAAUAUAAUUAAUAAAAUAUUUCAAUAAAAAUGUUCAACAUGAAUUCAUCCAAUUCAACAUCAUCCGAGGCAAAUGGAGAAAAAAUACUUACAAAUAAUGAGUUGGAUAGUAUACCUCUGUAUCUUAUUGGUACUCAACAAAGAUUUAGAGACAAUAUUAUAAUUCCAAGAACUGUGGGUCCUGUAAGAUUUAAAACCAAUGAAGAGAAAAUGAUAGAGAAUGUAAUGGAAAGUUGUACUUUUAAAAGCAUUGCAAGUUGUGUUAUAGGGUAUGGCUUGGGAGCUGCUAUAGGUUUAUUUUCAUCUAGUGUAAAUCCAAAUGUAGCUGCUGUGGAAAAGAAACAAACUGUUCGUGAAGUCUUUAGAGAAAUGAAAACUACUACAUUAGGUUAUGCAAAAAAUUUUGCUGUAGUUGGUUGUGUAUUUUCGGCAAUAGAAUGUACAAUUGAAUCGUAUAGAGGUAAAACUGAUUGGAAGAAUGGCACAUAUGCUGGUGGUUUAACAGGAGGAAUAAUAGGGUUAAGAGGUAUGAGUACUUUAAAUGUUAAAGCAAUAUAUGUAAUAUUUAUACUACAUAUAUUUGUAAGUAUAAUUUUAUGUUUCAGCUGGUGUAAAGGCAGGCUUAUUUGGAGCAGCAGGCUUUGCAGCAUUUUCAACAAUAAUAGACUAUUAUAUGCAUAAAUCUUAAACACUUAAUGUUAUAAAUUAUAGUAAAUAUAUUUGUAUAAAAGAGAUAUAAAAUGCACUCUCAGUGUACCUGUACAAUACAUACAAAAGCGCAAAAUAGUUCUUAGUAUAAAAACGCAUACAUAUAAGUACAAUAGUUAAGAAAUAAAGUAAAUGCACAUAGUAUAUUGAUA
Osmia lignaria (orchard mason bee) is the source of this 2001-nucleotide messenger RNA. NCBI's taxonomy places the organism in Eukaryota, Metazoa, Arthropoda, Insecta, Hymenoptera, Megachilidae. The record is from RefSeq and is a predicted model, not a curated record.